AUGCCCCACGCCGCCAGCCCGUCACCCGAACCCCAAUCCACCGACUUCCCAAACACAUCCCUCUUCGUCAACGACGGCCCACUCCUCGGUGCUGGGCAGCUCAAACCCUCCUCUCCUGAUCUCCCACUCGAUGAGCUCCGCCGCCGCUACGAGACUGACGGCUACCUCUUCCUCAAAGGCGUGAUACCGCGUGCCGAUGUUCUCAAGGCACGCGAGCAAUACUUUGAUUUCAUCUCGCCAUCUGGCGUACUAGCGCCCAACACCGCACCCGUUGAUGGGGUUUUCGACGCCUCCAAAGACAAAGACAAAUUCCCCGGCCUAGGCGCAGGGGCCGUGGGCGGCAAUGCUCGGCCAGGCGAUCAUACCGCGACUUUCAUAGACCGUGCGCUGGAAGCACAUUAUCAGAAUUGGUAUCGUGAUGAGUUCUGCAAACAUCCUGCGCUGUACAAUUUUGUGGCAAGGUUCUCGGGGUGGGGGGAUAAUACGCUGGGAGUGCGGCGGACGCUGCUGAGGAAUAACAUCCCGGGCACCAAGGCGAUCGGUGUCCAUUAUGAUCAGAUCUUUCUGCGGUAUGGGGAACCGACUAGUGUGACGGCUUGGGUGCCAAUGGGGGAUAUUGACGUGCAGGGAGGUGGGCUGAUCUAUCUGGAGAAUGGACAUAUCCUUGGCAAGGAGCUCGAAGACGAGUUCACCACCAAAGCCAAAGACUCGGGCUUCACAGACGAGGAGGCCAAGUACGCCUUCAACCGCAACAUGAUGUCCUCCGGGAUGCUUGACGAAGGCCCGGCGAGGUGGGCCAAGAAGUACGAUAAGCGCUGGUUGGUCAGCGCGUAUGAGGCGGGUGAUGUUGUGCUGCAUACCCCUUAUACGAUUCAUGCCUCGACGAUCAAUCACGACCCGAAUAAUAUCAUUCGAUUGGCUACGGAUUUGAGGUUUGUCGAUUCGAGCAAGGAGUGGGACAAGCGGUGGGCGAAAUCUUAUGCGUUCAAUGAUGGCGCCUAG
This is a messenger RNA of Coniosporium apollinis CBS 100218, 1002 nucleotides long. RefSeq names its product phytanoyl-CoA hydroxylase. The transcript is spliced from 2 exons. The coding region runs from base 1 to 1002 and encodes 333 amino acids. Lineage: Eukaryota; Fungi; Ascomycota; Dothideomycetes. The record is from RefSeq and is a predicted model, not a curated record.